GCUUACCUACAACAUCUGCCACAAUCCAAUCAAAACAUCUCUUUUCAUUCUCUCUCAAAUCUUCAUUUCCAUAUCUACUUUUUCUCUCCACUUUAUUCUCCUACCCUCUCUCUCCCUCUCUCUCUAGAGCUAACGAAAAUGGGUAUAUUGUCAAGAAAAGCUACUUGCAUCACUCAUGGCCAAGAUUCUUCGUAUUUUCUGGGUUGGGAAGCGUACGAGAAGAACCCUUACCACGAGGUCAAGAACCCUAAUGGCAUUAUCCAAAUGGGUCUCGCAGAAAAUCAGUUAUCUUUCAAUCUUAUUGAGUCAUGGCUUGCCAAGAACCCUGAAGCAGCAAACUUCGAAAGAGAAGGCCAAUCUAUUUUCCGGGAACUAGCUCUCUUCCAAGAUUACCAUGGCCUUCCUUCCUUCAAGAAUGCUAUGGCGGAUUUCAUGUCGGAAAAUAGAGGAAACCGAGUUUCUUUUGAUCCUAAAAAGCUUGUCCUCACCGCGGGUGCUACUUCGGCUAAUGAAACUCUUAUGUUCUGUCUCGCUGAUCCUGGAGAGGCUUUCUUGCUCCCUACUCCAUAUUAUCCAGGAUUUGAUAGGGAUUUGAAAUGGCGAACCGGAGUUGAGAUUGUACCAAUCCAAUGCACAAGUGCAAACGGAUUCCGCAUCACCAAAUCCGCACUCGAAGAAGCCUACAAGCAAGCUCAAAUGCUUAACCUAAAAGUUAAAGGAGUCCUUAUAACCAACCCAUCUAACCCGUUGGGUACUACAACAACCCGAACCGAACUAAACCGUCUCUUAGAUUUCGUGUCACGUAAGAAUAUACAUUUGAUAAGCGACGAGAUCUACUCGGGUACUGUUUUCGCUUCUCCUGGUUUCAUCAGCGUAAUGGAAGUCCUCAAAGAAAAAAAACUCGAAAACACCGAUGUUUCUAAACGUGUCCACAUCGUUUACAGUUUGUCUAAAGAUCUAGGCCUACCUGGUUUUCGCGUUGGAGUUAUUUACUCCAACGAUGAUAUUGUUGUGGCUGCAGCGACAAAAAUGUCUAGUUUCGGUCUAAUAUCUUCUCAAACGCAGUACCUCUUAUCCGCAUUGUUAUCCGACAAAAACUUCACUAAGAACUACCUCAAAGAGAAUCAAAUCCGACUCAAAAAUCGACACGAUAAGCUUGUGUCUGGUCUAGAGGCUGUAGGUAUCGAGUGUCUCAAGAGCAAUGCUGGACUCUUUUGCUGGGUCGACAUGAGACACCUAUUGAGAUCUAACACGUUUGAAGCCGAGAUUGAGCUAUGGAAAAAAAUCGUUUACGAGGUUAAGAUCAAUAUCUCUCCCGGUUCUUCGUGCCAUUGCAACGAACCGGGUUGGUUUAGGGUUUGUUUCGCGAAUAUGAGCGAGGAAACACUAAAGGUUGCUUUGAUUAGAUUGAAGAUGUUCGUUGAUGGACCGUCAUCUACGACAAGAAGUCAAAGUGAACAUCAAAGGCUAAAGCCUUUAAGAAAGAUGAAAGUCUCUAAUUGGGUUUUACGGUUAUCAUUUCAGGACCGUGAACCCGAGGAACGAUAGUCUGGUUUAUUUUUAUAAUAAAAGUAUAAUAAAUAUGAUUGGUUUUCAUUAUUUUUAGUGAUUUGUUCGUCAGAUGUAUCUUUUUUAUCAGAAUUCUAUAUUUUGGUAAAGUUUAUAGAGAAAAGU
Brassica oleracea var. oleracea is the source of this 1674-nucleotide messenger RNA. RefSeq names its product 1-aminocyclopropane-1-carboxylate synthase 8-like. Lineage: Eukaryota; Viridiplantae; Streptophyta; Magnoliopsida; Brassicales; Brassicaceae. The record is from RefSeq and is a predicted model, not a curated record. The transcript has 4 exons. Bases 139 to 1548 code for a protein of 469 amino acids. Gene Ontology annotation, biological process: amino acid metabolic process; biosynthetic process. Gene Ontology annotation, molecular function: transaminase activity; pyridoxal phosphate binding.